GAUUAAUAUCUAAUACUCGUAUACUUUUGGGUUUAUUACGCAAAACAUCGAACUUUAAACCGAGUGACCUUUGUGAUAAUAUUUUCAUCGGCUCCAAACAUUCUAAGAACUGAUUCCUGGUAUUAAAAUAAAACGGUGUUAGUGAUAACCUUUAUGUCAGUCAAGCUCUAUCCCUAGUGGGCAUGUCAUCAUGUGAGCCAGCCAAGAUCAUCGGCUCCUGUCCCCCAACCAUCCCAGUGGACAUUUGUGACGCAACCUGUGGACCUGAGUCUCCGUGCACGAAACCUAAGCAGUUGUGUUGCCCCACUGCUUGUGGGGGAGCCAUGUGUGUGGACGCUGUGACACAGAGGCAUUUUGUGGAUGCAGUGAAGCCAGGUCUUUGCCCGGAGCAGCCGCGAGGAGCGUGGGUGUGCAGUGACAUGUGCACCACUGACUCCGACUGCCCGCGGACCCUCAAGUGCUGCCCCAACCGAUGUGGAGCGUACAUGUGUCAGAAACCCGAUGUGGACCCAGCACAACCAACUGAUUAGAAUAGUAAAAUCUAUUUAAAUAA
Messenger RNA from Spodoptera frugiperda (fall armyworm), 553 nucleotides. Its product is annotated as waprin-Phi1-like. NCBI's taxonomy places the organism in Eukaryota, Metazoa, Arthropoda, Insecta, Lepidoptera, Noctuidae. The record is from RefSeq and is a predicted model, not a curated record. Gene Ontology annotation, molecular function: peptidase inhibitor activity. The transcript is spliced from 3 exons. Gene Ontology annotation, cellular component: extracellular region. The coding region runs from base 183 to 530 and encodes 115 amino acids.